Cyanidioschyzon merolae strain 10D is the source of this 1566-nucleotide messenger RNA. RefSeq lists its product as hypothetical. The record is from RefSeq and is a predicted model, not a curated record. NCBI's taxonomy places the organism in Eukaryota, Rhodophyta, Bangiophyceae, Cyanidiales, Cyanidiaceae. The transcript has a single exon. Bases 1 to 1566 code for a protein of 521 amino acids.
AUGGCUCGAGUGCGGACGCAGCUGCGUUUCCGACGACUCCUGUGGGAGCGUCUCGGUCGACGAUCUCGGCUGCUCCACAGCCUCGGGGCGAUCGUCGGCUGCUUUCUAUGCCUAGUUCUGGUAUUGAAGCAGCAACCUCGACUGGAGGCACCGAGGAAGGGAAACGUGCUCGCUGGCCUGCUGCACCUCAAGGGGCCAACUCCAGCGCCGCAAAGUCAACCUACGCUGCCCUUCGUUCCGACGCGUUUCCUGACGUACGCUCCGCACUCGGGACUAGCAAACCAGUUUAUGGAGUUGGUGUCGGCGUUUGAUGUUGCUCGGGUGCUGAAUAGGACACUGGUGGUGCCACCUGUGCUGCCUCAUUUUGCCCUCAAAUUAGGGUCUUGCGAGCAAGUAGCGCCGGUUGCCAGCGCCGCCUUUCUUCGCAAGCAGAAUAGAAGGAUCUGGGAGGACCUGGAUCGCAAGGGAACCUACAUUGCAUUCGGGGAUAUUUUCGACUUGUCGGACCUGUUCGCGGGCCCGGCGUCUCCAUCGUGUCGCGUCGAUGGAGCGCAAACACUCGCUCGGGCAGUGGCAUGGGAACGUAGGCGGUGCAGCCUUGCGGGCGCAGUAGAAGCCAGAGACUGGAUGAAACAAGCGGAGCGCAGCACCUGGGCGUGGCCUUUCAGUUGCCACGAGGUACGCAUUGUCAUCGAUGUGCCGCACGGCCUGCUAACCUGUGCAGAUGCCGAGCAGGCCGGAGCCCCCGACUGGAUACCACCCAGUGCCUUUGCAGCGACAUGGCGAAUGAUGCUGCGGAGCCGCCAGCACGUAGAGGCCCCUGUACCCCAGAUUCAUGGCGUCUGUGAGAUGCUACAUAACGGUGUCGACGGCGAACGACGACUCCGUGACGAACCCGUCAUUGCCCUCGGUUCGGUGUUUCAUUUCGUGAAUUACGCUGGAACGCUUGCACCGUGGACCGGCGGAUGGCAGCUGCCGCUUGCUUCGCGUGCUUUCGGUGGACGCCUGGACUUUAUGUCACCGCGACUCGGGGGUCGCUACGGCUACCUGGCGGAGCAAAUCGCAGAAGCACUGCUGCGGCGUACGUUGCACUCGUGGAGGCAUCUAUCCCCGGCGUUUGUAUGUGUGCACCUCCGCGGUGGCGAUGGUGCUUUUCGCACGCGCCUCCGCGAGGCAUUCCAGAACGCAAAGAAGCAGCACGAUGUGGAAGCGGCUCUGGACGCGCUUGGACUGCGUGAAUCGUUGCGUACAAAUCGUCUACCGGUGAUGCUCGUCACAGAUAUGCCGCGCUCAGAGGCGAGGUCUAUUCAACGAGCGCUCGUAACAGCCAAGCUGGCCUCAAAAGUGAUCCUAUCUUCGGAGCUGUUCGAGAAGCAGGCGAUUCCGGCUACGUUACGAAAUUUGCCUUUCGACUUGGGAUCGACGCUCUUCGAUCUCGCGACCUGUUCAAGAGCGCAGAAACUGGUGCUCUCUCAAGGAAGCACGUUUUCAGCACUCAUCCAGGCGCUGCAGCGCACAAGAUACGGACGUGAGCGUAUCGAUCAAGACGAUACGCUGCAUCUUUGA